This is a messenger RNA of Prunus dulcis (almond), 1510 nucleotides long. RefSeq names its product protein ASPARTIC PROTEASE IN GUARD CELL 2-like. Lineage: Eukaryota; Viridiplantae; Streptophyta; Magnoliopsida; Rosales; Rosaceae. Gene Ontology annotation, molecular function: aspartic-type endopeptidase activity. The transcript is spliced from 3 exons. The coding region runs from base 7 to 1191 and encodes 394 amino acids. Gene Ontology annotation, biological process: proteolysis. The record is from RefSeq and is a predicted model, not a curated record.
UCAACAAUGGCCAAAGCUCUUGUUAAAUAUUUUGGUAUUGCUCUUGUGUUAAUACUUGUGACUUUUCUGAUAUGCUCGGAAGCCAGGUCUAAUAAAUCAGGCUCAUCCUCUUCUCGCACCAUCAGAUUUCCUCUCUACCACAGAGAAAAGUUCAUAGCUUCAAACUUCAAGGACCAACGCUCCCUUGUCCGGACUCGUCUGGCCCGCGACAAUGCGCGCUUUCAUCGUCGUCAUGCAUCAUCUUCUGCUCAGUUCCACAAGCACUCUGGGAAUGAUCUUAACUAUACUGCCGUGCUCGAGGAAGGCGGGGAGUACGUCACCGUUUUGAAAGUGGGAAGUCCGUCGCAGAACGUGCAGCUGCUUGUGGACAUAGGUACGCCUUUGACAUGGUGGCAGUGCCAGCCCAAUUGCAAGUAUUGCUACUCCACGCCGCACCACAUUUUUGAUACGAGCACGUCGUCCACGUAUACUGAGACGGAUUGCGCCGAGGGAUUCUGCGAUGUAACCCAGCUUUUUAUACUGGGUUGCAUUCGCCGCGACGAUCCCAAGUGCCAUUACAGGGUUCAAUACGUCGACGGGUCUGUCUCCCAAGGCGUCAUGGCGAGAGAUGUUGUCGCCACCUCUGAGGGUGUGACUCUCCAUAACUCUUUCUCUUUCGGAUGUGGACGAAGCAAUCAAGGUGUGACAAUGUUCAAUGCGGACGCUACGGGGAUCCUAGGGUUUGUACCGGGCGGAUAUUCGUUUCCCUCUCAACUCCAGGCUAACACAUUCAGCUUCUGUCUCCCUACUUACAAUACCACUACGAGUGGAAGUCUGUACCUGAAUUAUUACCCGUCGGCUUUUCAGUAUUCAAGUAGAUCGAUGUUGAUUAUUAGAACGGGCCACUAUUAUUUGGAUUUCAGCGGGGUAGAAAUUAACCAGGAAGCAAUUCCAAUUCCUCCAGAGAACUGGCAAUGUGACCGGGAAGGGGUUGGCGGUGUGAUUAUUGACACAGGGAGCACCAUAACCAGGUUCCCCAAGAAAGCCUAUGACAUAUUCAAAGACUAUUUCCUGCGUAACGCUCAGGGCUUGCCUUUAUCGCAACCCGAAGAGCAGUUAGAUACUUGCUUCAAUGUGGCAGGUGUCGGAGAGUGGGAAGGCUUCGUCCCUAAGGUUUUCAUUUUUAAGUUUACAUUGAAUUGGAAGAAUUGAUCGAAAGAAAGAACCACGUUAGAUUUUUGUUCAAGUGGCCGUCUGGUCGGCCCCUGGAGUUCGAGACAGGUCAGCUUCUGAUGUCGGUGGGCAAUAACAAAUAUUGCCUUGCAUUUGGCGCAGGAGGACCCACCACAAUCAUUGGGAGUUGGCAGCUACAAGGCUCGCUUGUUGGCUUCGAUCUUCCUAAUCAUCUUGUCGGAUUUCUCCGUGCAAGUUGUUAGUCUAUUUCAUUAGCUAGCUCGCUCGAUUGAUUGUUGUACAAUAUGCAAUUAACAAAAAUAAUAAUCAAUAUUGCAUAAUCUAUUCUACACUCAAA